This is a messenger RNA of Suricata suricatta (meerkat), 2469 nucleotides long. It is a transcript of the gene TICAM1, whose product is annotated as toll like receptor adaptor molecule 1. Gene Ontology annotation, biological process: positive regulation of natural killer cell activation; positive regulation of canonical NF-kappaB signal transduction; response to exogenous dsRNA. The transcript has a single exon. The record is from RefSeq and is a predicted model, not a curated record. NCBI's taxonomy places the organism in Eukaryota, Metazoa, Chordata, Mammalia, Carnivora, Herpestidae. Gene Ontology annotation, molecular function: protein kinase binding. Bases 128 to 2233 code for a protein of 701 amino acids.
GUCUGCCCCGCUGCCCCCCAUGGGAUCGGUGCGGUGAGCACGUGGCCGAGCAUGCGGGAAGGCAGGUGCCGUGGAUCAUGCCCGCAGCACCCAGUGCUGCUGCCAGCGGCCGCCCCCACCUGCGCCCAUGGCCCGUGCGGGCCCGUCGCUCUCUAGUGCUUUCGACAUUCUAGGUGCCGCAGGCCAGGACAAGCUCCUGUACCUCAAGCACAAGCUGAGGACUCUGCACCCGGGCUGCCAGGGGGCAGCCCUCCUCCACGCCAUGGUGCUCCUGAAGCUGGGCCAGGAGACGGAGGCCAGGAUCUCCCUGGAGGCGCUGAAGGCGGACGCGGUGGCCCGGCUCGUGGCCCACCAGUGGGUGGGCCCGGACAGCACCGAGGCCCCGGAGGAGCCCCCAGACUUGUCCUGGGCCGUCGCCCGGGUGUACCACCUGCUGGCCGAGGAGAGGCUGUGCCCGGCCCUGACGCGCGACAUGGCCUACCAGGCAGCCCUCCAGACUUUCAGCUCCAGGGCCGACCCCCGGCUGCCGGAGCUCCAGGGCGAGGCCCGGGAGCGGUGUGGGUGGGGCAUCACCGGGGCCUCCGGGAUCUUCCAGCCCCUUCGCUCCGAUCAGGGUGGCCUCCCGCCAUCCUCGGCGGCCCCCUCGGGAACCCGCAGCCUUCCGAAGCCCAUCGAGGGCCCCUCGGGCUGGAGCAGAGGGUGCUCCCUGCGCUCCACCGGCAGCCCCGCCUCCCUGGGCAGCAACCUGGAAAUUAGCCAGUCGCCCACCGUGCCCCUCGUCAGCCGGCACCGCAGCGGUCGUGUGCCCAGCAGGCUGUGUGAGGAAGCCCGAGCAGGCCCAGAGCCCGAACCUGCCCCCACGGGCUGCCAGGAGCCUGAGGAAGUGAGCUGGCCCCCGUCGGACGAGGUCGGCAACGCUUCGCCUGCGGAGACAGCCGACCCCCCACUGCAGGAGACUGCAAGCCUCUCAUCGGAGGGCCCCUCCUCGGAAGAGACUUCCGGUCCCCAGAUGCCGCCAGACAGCCCGGCGGAUGUGGUCCCAGAUGCCAGGCUUGCGGGCCAGCCCGACGCCCCCGAAGCUCUGGAAGUCGGCAGCCACUGCCGGGUGGAGUGCAGCGACGGGCAGGCGGCCCCCCCUCCUCUCCCGGCGCCCUCCAGGAACACUUGCCCUGACAAGGACCAGACCCCACUCUCACGCCCUGUAGAAGACACCUAUUCCCAGAGGGCCUCCCCCUGCCCACCGCCCCCCUCAGCCCCCAGACCGGCUGCGCCCUGCCCUCCUCCAUCCAUCCCUCCUCCGGCCUCCCCUGCCUCCUGGAGUCCGUGUCCCCCUCCCCCUGAGCUGGAGUCAGAGCAGAAAUUCUAUAACUUUGUGAUCCUGCACGCGGGCGCCGACGAGAACAUUGCCCUGCGUGUCCGAGAGAGGCUGGAGGCCCUGGGCGUCCCCGACGGGGCCACCUUCUGCGAGGACUUCCAGGUGCCCGGGCGCGGACACCUGCACUGCCUGCAGGACGCCAUCGACCACUCGGCCUUCACCCUCCUGCUGCUCACCCCCAACUUCGACUGCCAGCUGGGCCUGCACCAGGCUGGCCAGUCGCUGAUGAACAGCCUCACGCGGCGCGAGUGCCAGGACUGCGUGGUCCCCUUCCUGCCCCUGGAGAGCUCGCUGGAGCAGCUCAGCGCGCGCACGCGCGGCCUGCUCACCAGCCUGGUGUGGCUGGACGAGCGCUCCCAGAUCUUCGCCAGGAAGGUGGCCAACACCUUCAGGUCUCAGAGGCUGCGGGCCCGCAGGGCGCACUGGAGGAGGGAGCAGGACGUGCGCGCCCUGCGGGAGCAGCACCAGCAGCUGGAGGGCGAGCGGCAGCGCGUCUCUGCGCUGAACGCCGCCUACUCGGCCUAUUACCAGAGCCACGCGGCCUGGCAGGCGCAGAUGGAGAGCCUGCGGGUGGCCUUCGGGAGCCACAUGCCCUUCGGGACCCCGGGGCCUCUGGGAGCGCCCCCGCCCUUUCCCUCCUGGCCGGGCCUGCAGCAGCCGCCGCCGCCCCCCGCGCCGCCGUGGCUGGCCGGCGCCCCCGCACCCCCCUUCCCGCAGCCCCCGGCGCCCCCCCAGAGCCCGGGGCUGCAGCCCCUCAUCAUCCACCACGCGCAGAUGGUGCAGCUGGGCCUCAACAACCACAUGUGGAACCAGAGAGGAACCCAGGCGCCCGAGGACAAGACGCCCGGCGCAGAGUGACCGACGACCCCUGUCCAGGGCGGGCGGAGGAGCGCGACGUCGUGUGCAACCUUCAGGACAUCGCUUGGGAGACCUUCAGCUCUCAGGAAAUCGUGCAAAAUGGGCCCCGAUGACUUUCUGGCGCGCGGGGGGGAGGCGGAAUUAGAGGUUCUCGCCUGGGUGCUGGCGGUGGUGGGAAGUGGGCUAGGGGCGUGGGUACUGUGUUUCCACUUUAAUAAAUAUUUAUUGAUCGCUUC